AGCAGCCGGUCCCUGGGACGGCACACCUAAGCAGCUCCGAAGAAGUGAGCUCUCCACGGGUUUCUCUACCUCAACGAACGCAGAGUUCUUGUUUAACUUGGCUAGCAGCUUUUAGUGCCGUCGAGAGAAUGCUAUGCUACGGAGUAAAGUGCAACGACAAUCAAGACUGACUAGUGUUUGUUUAUUUAAAAUAUUAACAAUAAUACAAAUGAUAAUUAUAAUAUUAAUUAAUUAAUUAAUUAUAUCCACGUAACGAGAUUGAUUCGUUGACGAUAGUGAAUAUUAUUUUUGGAUUAUGCCGAUUCGGAGAUUAUAGGAUAAAUAAAAUACAUUGUGCCAAGUGGUCUUGUCUAGGUAGUUGAUAUUUGUGAAUUAGAAAUAUUUGAAAAUGCCUUGUUCAGCUGUAACCCUUUCUCUGGCUACCAUCACUGGUAUCAUCGCAUCGGCUCUCUUGGCGAUUGCUUUUUCAACAGACAACUGGCUUUACACUGAGGUCAAGCGAGCCCAAAUACAGCAAUAUGCCGCGAAACACAUAAAGGAACAGAGUUACCUGGUAGAACAGAUGAAUUCCAAAUUCUACUACUACACAAGGACUCAAGGAUUAUUCAGGAUAUGUUAUCCCAAGGAGAGACCUCCGACCGUCGUGACCUACCUGAGCCCCGUGGAGACGCACUGUAUGAAUAUCGACUACUUCAUUCCUGACGAGGAUAACGAAACGAGGAGUUUCUCGGACGACGCGAUAGCCCGCCUUCACAUGGGAAGAUCGGUGAUCGCUUUGUUCAUGGUCGCAUUUUUGGCAAUAUUUUCCGCAUUUUGGACCGGAGUCGUCGGAUGCUGGCGAAGGUCACCAGGGAACAUAACUGCGACGGCGAUAUUGAUGCUGUUCGCCUGUCUUCUGAGCGCCGGAGGUAUGGGACUUUGGCACGGUGUGGAGUAUUACGAAAAGGAGAAGGUCGUAGGCGAAGAAUAUUAUCAGCAAUGGAGCAACGUGUUAAAGGACACGGCUUUAGUGUCCUACGACUGGUCAUACGUCGUGGCUUGGGUCGGCGUCGGUUGGUCUCUUGUCAGCGCGAUCCUUUUCAGCGCGGCGGCCAUUUGCUUGCGGGGAGAACGCUUGCGAGAGGAGGCUAUGAACAUGCAGUACCUCAUGCCUGUUUACCCGCAAAAGCAGCAAUACGCAUACGCCGGUUAUCCCCCACCAGCAGCAUACCCAGGACCGUAUUAUCACGGCUCUCAAUACGGACCUUACAAUUACUGAUUUGAAAAAUAAUCGAUUCAAAUACCCCCCCCCCCGAAAUUUACGUUGCCUGGGAAUUGAUGAGAUGCUUGAUUUUACGAGCUAAAUGACGAUAUAAAGAAAAAAAAAUGAUGAAUGAACUGCGCAAUAAACAAAUUGAAAGGAAUUUAUCAUCGGCAAACUGAUGAGAGAUAAACUUUGGAAUUACAAAACAAAUUGAAAAGAAAUACGAAAGUUUAAAAAACUGCUUGGAGGAAAUAAAAGUAACGAAAUAAAAAUUUGAACAUUCUUAUGAAUUCCGGAAACGGAAUUCAUAUUGCAAUAAAAAUUAAAUUGUUAUAUCUGUAGUAAAGUUAUUGAUACUAUUAUCAUUAUUAUUAUUAUUAUUAUUAUUAUUAUAUUCAUCAUUACGUAGGAAUAAUUGAACGUGCUAAUUAAGUAAGACCCGAAUUAUGCCCGGAAAAUUCAUUUAGUUUGAUUAUUGUUAAUUUAAUAAAAAUAAAAUUGAAUGUAAUUAUUAAGUUAAUCUAUACUUGUGAUUACGCAUAGUUUAUUUUUCUUUUUUAAUUUUUUUUGCUUUAGAUUUUAUUAUGUUUUAUUAUGAAAGUAACUCGUGUGAAUAGAAAUUUGAGUAGAUGUAAUUAAUAAUUAUCGGGCUUAGUUUGGGUUUUAAGAUUCUUUAAUUUAUAUUUUACAUUUUGAUAUACAAUUAGUGACGCGAUUUUAUAAAGUGCGGAUCGAACAUCGAAUAAAUAUCAUUGAAAUAUCAAUCAAGGUGCGGUUGCUCAAAUUUUCUGUAUUAGCGAUUAUUAUAUAAAUUGUUUUCUUUUUAUACUUUAUUAAUGUAAUUUAAUCAUCGUUAUUAUAAUACCGUGUUAUACGUCGGGCGUACAACGAAACGAAGAAAGAAAAAAAACAAAUAAAUCACAGUUUAAAAAACACCCUUGAACAUCACGUUUCAUCAUUGUUAACAUACACCUAGUAUAAUCUUAUUUUGUUGUAUUUUUAUAAAGCAAUUCUUAGUUAACAAAUAUAUCAUUAUGUUACUACCUGAUAUCUAAUUAUUGUGUAUCAGUCGAAUAAAGCGAAAACGAGAAAAAGAA
Molecule: messenger RNA, 2340 nt
Organism: Athalia rosae (coleseed sawfly)
Lineage: Eukaryota; Metazoa; Arthropoda; Insecta; Hymenoptera; Athaliidae
Exons: 7
Coding region: 389-1258 (289 amino acids)
Cellular component (GO): membrane
Source: RefSeq, a predicted model, not a curated record